AUGAGCUACCCAGGAUACCCUCCUCAGUCCGGUGGAUACCCACCUCAACAAGGCGGCUACCCACCUCAACAAGGCGGCUACCCCCCGCAGCAAGGUGGCUACCCCCCACAGCAAGGUGGCUACCCACCACAGCAAGGCGGCUACCCACCACAGCAAGGCGGCUACCCCCCACAGGCAGGUGGUUACCCCCCACAGCAAGGCGGAUACCCCCCCCAGCAAGGCGGAUACCCACCUCAAGCAGGCGGAUACCCCCCACAGGCAGGCGGUUACCCUCCCCAGGCCGGUGGCUACCCUGCCCAGGCCGGUGGCUACCCUGCCCCAGCUGGAGGCUUCCCUCAGGCAGGAGGAUACCAAGCACAGUCCGGAGCAGGAGGCUAUCCCUCCAUGCCUGCAGGAGGAGGUGGAGGCUGGGGUGCAGCACCAGGAGGCCAGGGAGCGCCAGGAGGGGCUCAGCAGGGAUACCCAGGGGGCCCCGCUCCAGGCCAGCCCAUGCCAAGUUACCCCGGAGCCCCCGCGACUAACCCCUCCAUGCCUGGAUAUGGAAGUGGAGUUCCGUCCAACCAGCAUGCACCGGCUGUUCAUAAAGGCUACAGGGGUUCUUUGAAAGACUUUCCAGGGGCUGAUCCACUGAGGGAUGUUGAGGUUCUGCGAAAAGCUAUGAAGGGUUUUGGCACUGAUGAGAACGCCAUCAUUGAGCUUCUGGGAAGUCGUACCAACAAGCAGAGGGUUCCAAUGGUAGCAGGCUAUAAAACAACUUAUGGAAAGGAUUUAUUCCACGAUCUGAAGUCUGAGCUCACUGGAAACUUUGAGAAACUGGUUCUUGCUAUGAUGAAGAGCCCUGCACAGUUUGAUGCAUCUGAAUGCAGAGAGGCUAUAAAGGGUGCAGGAACUGAUGAAGCCUGUCUGAUUGAGAUUCUUUCAUCACGCUCCAAUGCAGAUAUUCAUGAAAUCACCAGAAUCUACAAAGCUGAUUACGGGAAGAGCCUGGAGGACGCCAUCAGCAGCGACACCUCCGGUCACUUCCGCAGACUCCUGGUCUCUCUCUGUCAGGGAAAUCGUGAUGAAAGAGAGACUGUUGACGUCGCCCUGGCCAAACAGGACGCACAGAAAUUGUAUGCUGCUGGGGAGAAUAAAGUAGGAACUGAUGAGUCUCAGUUUAAUGCCAUCCUGUGCGCUCGCAGCAGGCCUCACCUUCGGACAGUCUUCCAGGAGUACCAGCAGAUGUGUGGGAGAGACAUUGAGAAGAGCAUCUGCAGGGAAAUGUCUGGCAAUGUGGAGUCUGGCAUGGUGGCUGUGGUGAAAUGCAUCAGGAACACCCCUGCCUACUUUGCAGAAAGGCUCCACAAGUCCAUGCAGGGAGCAGGGACCAUGGACACGACUCUCAUCCGCAUCAUGGUGUCUCGCUCUGAGAUAGACAUGUUGGACAUCAGACAGGCGUAUGUGCAGGCUUAUGGGAAAUCACUGUACACCCACAUCUCAGGUGAUACCUCUGGGGAUUACAAGAAGCUGCUGAUGAAGCUGUGCGGAGGUAACGACUAAAAGGAGAGGAAGAUCACCCUUAAUAAGGACAAAAUGUAUGUCCACACUGAAACAAUGUUAUAGGACCAUAUAUCACCUCUGAUGCAUGCAGAUGAAGUUAGUCAUUAAUACUUUUGUAUUGUCUUCAGUGUCAUAAUAGAUUAUUUUUUUGCCACUGUCUUGUAGUAGAUGAUUGCCAAAUAGUAAAUUAAUAUGAAGAAGAUUUUUUUUUUUUUAAAGAUGCAUUAGAUGGUUUUGUCAUUAUUAGGUAAAAGGUGGAGUCCUAAAGCCAAAAGCGUGUUUUUGAAAGUCUAAUACGUGAUUAAGAAAUGAACUAUAUUAUAUAACUAUACUAACUAUAUUAUAGAAUAGUAUUCAAAAUGUCCAAUAAACUGCUAAAUUGUAAUUAUAAUUAAAGAAAACCUUAUUUGGAAGUUUCAGAAACAGUAAAGUUGCAGAACAAGGCGAGUGUCUCAAUUAUCUAAUAUACAAAAAAACUACAUAUACAAGGAAAUAUUUAGCACAUUAUUACUUUUUACAUGCAUUAUUUCUGUGUUGCUGAGGUAAAGUUUACCUCCCCGCCAAGCAUUUCAAUUGUGUUCAAGUUAAUAUAUACUAUAUGAUCAUUUAAUGCUUAUUAAACUGGCCACAAUUAAAUUCCAGUUUAUUUUUGAAUGUAGGAAAUAACAAUCUGCAAAAAGGCAUCUCCUCUAUCUUUAAAGUGUUCAUGUAAACUAACCGGAGUUUUACUCCUGCUUGCAAGUCUAUGCAAAUUAGCUUUUCACUUUAUAUCAGCUUUACAAAACUAGAGUGUGUUGUUCUUGAAAUGUCGUCAUUGCUCAAUAUUGACAGAGACAACGUUGCCUUUUUUCUCCCGAAUGCUGAAAAGCCAAAGCCGAAAGACAGAUCAUUUUGUGCCUUUUUGUCGGGGCUGCCGUCGAUGUUUCACUGUGGUUUAUCUUGCAAACAAUCUAUAAUCAUACUUGCACGGCUGCAGAAAUGUAAUCAGUACGUUGUGUAGGUCUCAAUAUUUUGUUUAAUUGUAUUUUCAUAGUGUCUUUUACUAGUUUGUAUGUUUUACUGUGGAAUCAUAGUGCCAUUAAAAAAGUAUAAAUCUGUAAAAGAAUAAGAAAAUAAAAAUAUGAAUGGAAAUAUAAAGAGGAAUAAAUAAAAGAAUAAAUAAAUAAAUGGAAAUAUAAAGAUAAAUAAUAAAAUAUAAAUUAAAGAAAGCAUUUUUAUUUGUUAAUUUAUUUCCGUAUAUAUUUAUUUAAAUAUUUAAAAACAUUUAUUUAUUCAUUGCAUACAAAUUACUGUUUUUUUUAAAAUAUAAGAUAGAGUAUAUGUGCGCAUGAAUUGACAACUCAAUCUGAACAGGAAGUCCCGCCCAAAGCUCGUUGAUUGACAGCUUGGCCCUUCAACGAAUAGCAAAAGCAAUAGGGAAAAGUAAAGGGAUAAAAAUAAAUAAAUAAUAUUAAAUAAAAAUAAAUACAUCUUUUGUUUUUUCAGAAAAAAAGAGCAAUUUAUAUGCAAAAAUUAGAUAAAUAUAUA
Sebastes umbrosus (honeycomb rockfish) is the source of this 3066-nucleotide messenger RNA. RefSeq names its product annexin A4-like. Lineage: Eukaryota; Metazoa; Chordata; Actinopteri; Perciformes; Sebastidae. The transcript has 14 exons. The coding region runs from base 1 to 1539 and encodes 512 amino acids. Gene Ontology annotation, biological process: phagocytosis; cytokinetic process. Gene Ontology annotation, molecular function: calcium ion binding; calcium-dependent phospholipid binding. The record is from RefSeq and is a predicted model, not a curated record. Gene Ontology annotation, cellular component: cytoplasm.